Soboliphyme baturini is the source of this 765-nucleotide messenger RNA. Lineage: Eukaryota; Metazoa; Nematoda; Enoplea; Dioctophymatida; Soboliphymatidae. The record is from the annotation of a GenBank genome assembly.
AUGAACCGAUCUUCAGUGGACCUUGUAGACAGUCGACAGCCGUACCAGGUGCAGCGCAAGAAUUUCAGUGACCUGUUGAACCACGUGCGUUAUUGGAAGCGGGCGGUCGGCGAAUUGGGUGUUUUAUGUUCCUCUAGCUACUUGUCUUUCUGUACCUGUGGCUGGCGGAAGAAGGAACGAGUGGUGGCGGCAUCGUCAUCGUCGUCGUUGAGGAACCAUGCACGCUUGUACUCGAUCGGCUACGACCCCGUGGCAAAGGAGAACAACCUGAUGUUCGUCGAUAUCGUACUCAGCCAGUCUACCGACCCGUCCUCCACGACGGCAGCCGCAGUGGCGACGACCGAAGGCGAAGACGGCCCUCGUCAGAGGGUCUGCUGGCAACCGUUGCUCAAAAAUAAGACGUUUGCUGACAGUUCGUUUGCCAAGCUCAAAGGUAAGAACUCGCGAAAGGCAUCACGCCUUUCAUCCGACAUACUUUCAUACGAUCGCAGCAAGGUUUGUGAUGUUUUUGUGUUCGUCAAAAGCGGGCAGCUUUUCAGAUGCUUUGAUGAUCACCAGUCAGAUGUCGACGAUCACAAAAGUGAGGCUGGCGGUAAUGGCGGAGGUGACUGUCUUGUGCCCGAAGAGACCAUCAUCGUUGAGCCGCGCAUUUGUCCAUCUGAUUCCCGCUUCUUGGCCAUGAUCAUUGGCAGCGACCUGUACAUACUGUUCGAGAAUCUCGCCGAAAGAGCGACGUUUACCGGUAACGGCCUCCACUGCACUUGA